Molecule: messenger RNA, 2502 nt
Organism: Glossina fuscipes
Lineage: Eukaryota; Metazoa; Arthropoda; Insecta; Diptera; Glossinidae
Gene: msl-1
Product: protein male-specific lethal-1
Exons: 2
Coding region: 226-2415 (729 amino acids)
Cellular component (GO): MSL complex
Source: RefSeq, a predicted model, not a curated record
GUAAAGCAAAAAAUAUAUAACCCAUUUCUUUUUGUAAUAAUUAUCUCCGAUAUUUUUUCGUAAUUAAUAAGUUGCAAAAAACGACGAAGAGAUGCGCAAUUGUCCAUUAAUUGGGCGAAAUGUAGCGUAAAGCAUAAACUGGAGUAAACUGUCAGAAUAAAAACAAAACCAAUAAAUUAUUAACUGCAAAAGAAUUGAUUGUCAAACAUUUCCAUAACGCGAAAUAUGGAAAAUAAAUGUAAUAAAACACCGAAUAACAUUAAUAAUAACAAUAAUACAAAUAGUAAAUACAUGGAUCAUAUGUAUUGCCAUACGAAUCAGAAUAAGGGUUACAAUAAUGUAGCUGUGGGCAACGCAAAUGGAGGGGCUGGCUCUCCAAAUGCUGAUGUAUUGGCCUUAUUGAAGGAAAAUAAACAAUUGAAGGCGAUGCUGAUUUUGCAUUUGGAUUUGAUACAGGAGCAAAGUGAUCAAUUGAUAGCCAAAGAUAAGCUGUUGGUGACGCAAACCGAAGAAAUAGAACGUUUAUCAGCGCGCAACAAUUCUUUAGAGAGUCAAACGCAAGAAUUGCAACAACAAUUACAAAGGCAAAUCAAAAGAAGUGGAGAACUUAGCACACUACCGCCACCACCGUUGGCAAAAAUACAGUGCAAAUCCAAUGCUGCAUCAUUGGCUGUAACAAACAAUUCUACGGUUACUUUACUGCAAACAAUAAACAAUUCUGCAGUUAAUGCGACGACGGGAGUGCAACAACCUAAUAUUAUUGGGGAGUGUAACGGAAAAUUGAUAAGCAAAAUAAUUUUGCAGCGUGUUAGUACGCCUGCAAAAAGGUUGCAGUCACUACGAAGUCCUCAAAGUCAAACUACUGAUACAGAAAAUGACGAGAUUGAAGAAGAGGAUGAAGAAGAUGACAUGGAAGAAGAGGAAGAGGAGGAGGAAGAAAACCCUGACAACGAUGAGAUUAUGGACGAUGAAAAUAAUGAUGAUGAGGACAAUUGUCGUAAUGGCGAAAAUUUAUUCUUUGAAAUAGAGCGCGAUCAGGACACAAAUGAGAGCAAAACUAACACACCAGCCAUUGAAAUAGAGGAUUUUGAAGAUACAGGCAACAGUACAGAAGAUAGUAAUGAGGUUUUGGCUGUUCAAAGUAAACGUCUAAGAUUACGACAGGCGGCUAAAUUGUGUUUGACAAUACCGCGAGGUGCCAAGCCAAGUGUCUCAAUGGCCUUUACAAACAAACGGCAAGCAACAUAUAAGGCACUUACUUCAAACGCCAAAAUACAGUCAGUAAGUGCGACCCCUCCAGCACCUAGUCGCGGCAAACAAAUGCCCUUAAUGCGAUGGCACGCGCCAGAUUUCCACACGGAUGAGUCGGCUAGUUGCGAUUCUGCCACUGAGACUGAAAAACGUUCCAUAUCGGCAACACCUGUCUCCCCGUCUAAACCUGUUGUAAGCGUAAGCGAAACAAAGCACACCUAUAGUAUAAAUCUUUUGAGCUCCACAACACAUUCCCAGGUCCCUACGCGAGCAAAGGUCAAACGUUCUUAUUUAUCUACCUCUCAGCUUUAUUGCGCGCGGGAGUGGGAGGAUGAGGCUUUUGCUGCUGAGAAUAAUUACGAAUUUAUUAAAGCUGAAGCCAAAGCACUAGAUGCAGAUGCUCCUAUGCUGGAAAUACCAAAAUGGACUGAACAUGAGUUGACACCUUCAUAUUGUAUUGAAGGCACGGAAGACCUUUCAGAUGAAAGCUUUCUAAAACGCCACGCUAAAUUAGAAGUCGAUGAGAAGAGACGUAAGAAGUGGGACGUACAACAAAUUCGUGAGCAAAGACGUAUUGAAAGACUUAAACGCAGGCAUUGCAAAGAUGAGAUUGCUAACAACCAGGAAUCACCGAUGCUGCAAAGUUUCUAUCCCACUUCCGAAGCCGUACAAACGAUAUGCUUUAUGCACGAUCUACCGAUACAGGCUUUCGGAGAGAUGAUACCACGUCUAGGAGGCAAUAUUGAACGAAAAGAUUUUUAUUUGCCUUGGUUGGAAAAAAAUUUGCAGCUAAACGCACCAAGCAUUAAUAAAGGUGGUCACGUAGUGGCCACAGCGCUUGCCAGUACAUCAUCCACCCAGCUAACGCAGCAACAAAUGUUAAAUUCCUCAUUUGUUUUUCUCAAAAAACGCAAACGUCAACAAAGUUCUUCGGUUAGCAUUACCACCACUUCGCGUCAGCGUUCGUUAGCUGCCAAAACAACGAGUGCGAAUUCGACUCACGGCUGUUUACAGCCUUUUACGGCAACAGCCGGCAUUACUUCAGUCCAUAGUGAUACCAUUAAUCCUAUCUCUAAUAGUUCUACCGAUGCUACUACAAUUUCAACAAUUUCGGGCACCACUAGUAUAACUACCAUGAGCACAGUAAAUGAAUUAACAAAUUAAUCUUUUAAAAUUUAUAUUUGAUCAUAUAGUUAUCGUUUAUAUUUUAAACACGGAAUGUUAAAAAUUUAAUGUUCUUCGCAUUUGUAU